Symbiodinium sp. CCMP2456 is the source of this 859-nucleotide messenger RNA. The record is from the annotation of a GenBank genome assembly. NCBI's taxonomy places the organism in Eukaryota, Dinophyceae, Suessiales, Symbiodiniaceae.
GCAUGCACAUCUGAGCACGUUCAACUCCACCACCUGCCCGGAUGCCUGGGCGUUUCUCUAUCGCAUAUGCAACGCGGGGGCUUCGAAGACAGACCCUGAAGUCGUGAAGCGAUGGAAGGAAGGUGGCCUGCCGAGGCAAAAGCUCAUCAAGGAGUUUGUGGAGAAAUGCUACGUGAAGGGUGAAAGCCAAGCUAGCAACAAGGGCCGCUUGGAAGCGCUGUACAAGCUUCGCCAGACAACCCGUGAGUGGAAAAAGGGAGUCUCUGGGUUCGAGUGGUUGACCGAACGCGAGAUGAGGGAUGAGAAGAAAUGGCCGGAGAGCAAAGUUGCUGGAGCCAUCGCUUUCACGGAGAAGAAGCGCUUGUACAAAAGAUGUUUGUACGAGAAUGUCAGAAAGCAAGGAUAUGAAAAAUUGCGGGAGCUGGAAGAACUGCUGGAAAGCUCAGGUUACUUGCGGGAGGGCUUCGACAUCAACGAGGGAGUGGGUGAUGCCCUUGAGUUAUCUGAUUUUGAGGACAACUCCGAGAAAAAGCCUAAGCCGGCAGGGCGGGGCAGUGGGUUGCCAGAACUCGAAGGCCCAGAAACCCCAGACCAGUUUGUGCAGAAGUACAAGAAGUAUCUUCUCAAUCGCCGAGCUGCUUUCAAAGAAGCCAACGACCGCAUCAAAGCCGAUGGUUGUCGUGGCCAUGAGACCCUCGGAUCAAGCUAUAGGGAAGACCAGCAGUCUCUUUCGGCAACCAUGGGCUCUGUGGUGGCACAUAAAGACAGGAUGGACAUGAUGUUCUUCUGUACUGUAGGCACCUUGAAUGAGAUGUACAAAAACUUGUGCAGCCUGGAGAUCGAGAAGAAGGGCUCGUAG